Molecule: messenger RNA, 27734 nt
Organism: Spirometra erinaceieuropaei
Lineage: Eukaryota; Metazoa; Platyhelminthes; Cestoda; Diphyllobothriidea; Diphyllobothriidae
Source: the annotation of a GenBank genome assembly
AUGGAAGAGAAAAUAAAUUGGGCUUUCGAGCUAUAUGACCAAGACAAAAACGGUGUUAUUACAAGGACCGAAUUCGUCCGAAUCCUAAAAGUAAGUCAAGUGUUCGUAUUUUCAGUUCGUGUUUCUCAGCGCUCUUAUUUUUGCGGGUGAAGCUAACAACAUUUUUUAUUUGUAAAUUUACAAAUGACGAUUAAUCGUCAUCCUCUGAAAUUUUUUAUCGAAUGAUUGUAUCUUUUUGUUCAGGUAAUAUAAAGAGUAAAACGAAAAUAACAAACCAUUACGCUUACGCCAAAAUUAACUAUUAUGUACGAUGCGCAUCGAGCAUAACAAUAAGAUUGGUAAACCAGUACUACCAUUCUGAGCAUGCCUUUAUGUAUAAACGUUUUAUGGAUAGGAAUAUAUACUGGUAAAUAUUUGUAGGUAAGUAAGCGUGCCUUACCCUUAAAUAUGGUUAGCGUCUGACACUUCGGCCCAUGUCUAAAUUCCUAAUCUUAGAUAAUAGAUCAUAUUCCGCGCAAAUUAUAUUUAGACCUUUCCUAAAAAUGCCGUCAGUUAGUUAUGAUUGUUGGAUAAUGUAUUAUUAAGUAGUUUUCCUAUACUUGUGACUUAUUUUCAUUGUGUUAAAACGCGACCACCGGACCAAAUGUUUCCUUUGACUUAUUAAAAUUCGUUAAAACAGCAAAACAGCAACUAUGCAGCAACGCAAACUGAGUGGCCAAAAGAUCAAUAUACACUACAAACAAAUUCAGGGAUAUCUGACAAAUGCAUCAUAGCAUGUAGACAAUAAUUAUGAGCGACAAAUUAGGGAUGAAAUCGUAUGGGCCUGCUAAAACUCCAAAAUAUUUACUCUCUUUUCACCCUGCGCACCGUGACCAAGGCAUGCAAAGCAAAGGAAAUGACGGAAUUCCUUAGCCAUUCAGGAGUUGUACUUAGCAAAGAGGGUGAUAUGCUAAUUAACAGGUAUUCUAUCGAUCGUCCAUCGCAAUCACAAACCUUCUUGGAGUUAAAUUUAGAAUCCAAAGACCCAUGGUUGUUCUUAUUCCUAUUUCUGAAUCAAUUCAUGCAGGUGUCCCAACCAAUUAAGUUGAUGGGAGAAGGGGUAAUGUAAACUGUAAGUGUGACCUGCAGAUAUUUAGUUGAAGAUUUUCCGGUAUGCGCUUUAUUCAAAAGGUGUAUAUAAUCGAAGUGGAACACGGAGCGCCUUUUGGUAAAAGAUGCAGCCAACCCGCAAGCUUCGCGACCGCAAAAGACCGGUCAGUGCUUCUUUUGCGCAGAGAAAACCGAUUGAUGUACUUCAAAACGCAUUUGAAGGAAUUUGCUAAAAAGAUAUGUGGAGUCAGUCGUCGCGAACUCAUAAUCCCCUUUCAAACAUUGGUACAAAUUCAUAAAAAUGUCAAACGGUUGGAAAUCUCCAGGUUUGAGUUGACCAAAAUUACAGACAACACCCUUACUAUGCAAUAUCAAUACGAAAACGUGGUCUAUCCAAGCAGUGGUUAGAUGGGCAGGUCAUUAACAAACAGCCGCUUUGACAAACCCCCAAGGCCUCAGACCCCUAUUAUGCAUUUCUCGAUGACAUCAGUUUAUUCUAAUUUUCGUUUUUGUACAGGCAUACUGACUUGUAUUUGCUUUAAACCCAACGCUUUAGGGCUUCUAAUUACGAUCUUUUUUAAAAAUACCAGUUUUUGGGACUGAAUAAGUCAGCUUAAAAGUAUCUUUGUUUAUUAACAAUUAAAUCCACUCCGUACGGUUAUAUCUACAUUAACGUCUUUCGGAACUGUCUCAACAUCUGAAAAUUGUUGUCAAACGAUAUAUUAAAAAGAAAAUAUUCAGCAGAAAGUUCCACGCACGCAAAAAUACUGUCGUACUAGUUUUAAAGUCAAACUCCGCAUGUGUUAAACCCGCCUGAAUCCUUUAUGACUACUUGAAAUACAGCGGUUUUUGUCAUUGUAGGAAGUAUUUAUGUAUUCAUGCUGAGUUGAUAGGGCGAAUCGCCCACAUCCUAUCUAACACCUUGAAGGGAAGCACGAUUGCAAUACUAUGUUGCUUAAUAAAUUUUUCGCUUAAGUCUCGAUCAUAAAUUCCUUCCACAGACUGCGUGUACACGUAUCUUUAGUGGUCAUGCGUUGUACGCUCCAGUUCUAGGCAGCAACUGCACAGUGUUAACGUUUACUGUCUGCUGUAAAACAAAGUUAAACUUGUUGUUUUUUCCAAAUGCUUCACAAUCUGGACAAAGCGGGUCAUGGCAAAUCCUUGUCUAGAUCUGUUUACGUAUUAAACUUAUAGUCCCGGCAUUCUGGCGCACUUCGAAAUAUUGCACUUAUUUUUUGAAAUUUACUGUUGAUAUUUGCAUUGUUUGUUGGCCGAUCAACUUCCAUGAAUUGCUUAUGUCUAACCACAUCUGGCCCAAUGUGAACAUCUGCGAGAUUGUUUCCUUACUGUCUCUGCAUAUUGAAGGUUUUCUAGAAGGCCAUAUAGACUCGGUGGUCUAAAGUUCACACAUUCGUAGUUGCCCCUCAGUCGUAGUCUUUCCUAACUUGAAACGUUAUCUCGUCUUCUCCACUGAGUCCUAGUGUAAAUGAUUAACCGACUUCAGAGGUAGGCGCACGCAUUACCUACCGACGUCUCGCAAAGUUGGACGAGUACAUUAUCCGUCGUUAGAACAAACUUUAGGGAAAUGUGACGGCCUACUUAGCUAUACAACGACAAAACGCAGACAAUAUCCGUCAAAAGACUGUAAAUUACGACCCUUUAGGACCUUAAACUCCCCAUAUUUAAUAAAGCUGUCAGAUUUAUGCAUAUUAUUCAAAGACCAAAUUAAUAUUUAAUUGUCAUCUCUCAGGAUAGUCGGUUAAGUGGAUUUUGAACUGGGAAGUCAGGUUACCUUCCUUAUUAGUUUUUGUAUUAUAAAGAAAUUAUCAACAUCCGUUGAUUCUGGCUAUUUCAACUCUACCAGAAGAACUUUUGAUAAUAACAGGAGUAUUAUCAUAGAAACUCUGAAUUGGUGAUCCCUUUUGCUGUACGAAAAGAAAAAAACAGUUACACGAUAAGUUUAACUGCUUUUGCUCCCAUCCUCUACUGCCUGAUCGCCUACGCUGUUUGCAGACUUGGAUCGAUGCGUAGAAAUGCAAGAACCACAUAAACAGUUUUGGUAGCAACAACAUGUAUCGACCGCCAUAACAAUUGCGCCAUUCACAGGGAAUCAGCAUUUUUACGCUCCUAAACAAAGUUCUCUGUCUAUUAACAUAGGUUCGAUUACAACUCUCCUAACCCAAUUUUAUGGGUAGGCACGCAAAUCUGAACCAUGAGUUUUUACGUAAUAAAGUGUUCUUUUAAAGAGUACUAUCUCGGGAGACAAAAAAGACCUUAACUUACCAAAAGUCAGACAAUGUGCAGUCUCUAUCGAAGCAUAAGUCGAUAACAGCCAACGUGAAUUCAAUAGAUUAAUUUGUCUUCUGCAGACUAAAGAUGUUGGCAACCAACUGAUUUAGACAUGACUUGCUCUAUCAAAGUAGAUUGGACGUUGUUGCUUCAUUAUCUCAAACUUUACAUUUUUAUUUGAGUAUUUAAAUCAUUUUCAUGACUUUUCGGACAAACAGUUGUUACUUAUGCCAAAAGUCCUCUAGGCACCAAGGCUCCACUCGCUCAGUAAAGUAAAAGCCCAGGGAGGGAAGGUAGAUAAGCGGUGAUAUGCCGUUAAAGAAAGAGACAUCCUUGAUUUACAAUGCAAAAAUGUGGCUCAGGAAUACUCAUCGGUUAAAUUCGCACAGCCUCAUCUUAAAUAUACUGUCAGCGCAAUGUCAUCAUCUUAUCUCUGAGGUAGUUUGAUUUGGUUUGAAAAUAAGAGUUGAACGUAAGCAAAAGUUUAAAAAUGAAUGCUUGUCCUUAAAAGCCCAACGGUUUUGGCUACAUAGACAUCCAUAUCACAUUUCUGCACCUGGCUAAGUCGGCGACGAAGCAACAUUUUGAGUGACUUGCCAAAAAUUCACAACUCAUUCGCAAAUAGGUGAACUCCCAUCUUCACACUUCAAAUUCAGGGUGGUCUACGAAAUCCGGGUUGCCAUGUGCAGUAGGAUGACCUGAGAAGGCGUUGUGAUCCCAAGCCACCCCAGGUGCACUUCCAACUUUAGUCCCAAUUUCUAGCCCCCCUUUCGAGCCUUUUUUGUAAGUUGGAAAAUUAGACGUCUAAAACAUCAAUAAUACAACCUCAUUAAUAUAACAGUUAAUCGGGAAGUGCAACAUAAAUGUUGUGAUCUUUUUUCGAAGUCUUGCGCUACAAAGAACAAGUGGGUCCGCAAUAAUCCUAACACCCGUUUAGUUCAAUCGGCCGGGUACGGGUGGAAUGUGUCCUUUGUGUAUCAUCUUUGUCCACGCGAUAGAUGCGCUAGACCAGCACAGGGGCUAGAUGAGAUUCCAGCAGCCGUUAUCCGAAAGACACACCUAUUUGGGACGUGGUGCCAAGCCCGAAGCGAUCCAUUUAGCAUCCCUGCCGCCCUUUAUUUGUGUUAUUGCGUAAAAUCCUGAUCAAUGUUCGAUGUGGGGGAGAGGGAAUGUGCUGACGCUCGUGGGUGCGGAUAUUCGUCGUACCAUCCAACUGCGCCGUCUCCCGCCUCCGGUCUUCUUGGUUUUUUCUCUUGACACCGGGUCAAGGUUGGGGAAGAGGAGAGAGUGUGGUAGGUGCAGCGAAAGUCUUCUUUUACUUCAAUUUGACCCACGCGCAAAUCACAGUCCCUGAUCUCAUCCUGCUGUGGGGCACACGGUGGGCAUCGUCGGUAACGAUGACGAAUUGUCGUACGUACGACCGCAGAUAAAUCAUGGAAUAUCGAGAAUGUAAUCCAUUUCGCUUUAUGACCAGUGCACUCAUCAGAGACUGCAUUUGUUUCGACGCAGGACGUAGGAGCAUGUCGAGGAGGUUAGGACUUAUAGACGAAAAAUUAAAUUAAAAUCCUUCAGUAUAAAGGAAGUGUAGGCCGAACAUUCUGAAAAGCACGACACUUAAACACAUAGUGAGCAUAAAUGGAAAAAUCAUUUAAAGUCAGACGUCAGUUCUAGUCUUGCUCGUGCCAACCACCUGUUUCUUCUAUCAACGUUCUUCAGCAAUCAGAGUUUCUGCAAGGUGUCUUCCAAAUAAUCGUCGGUGUUUAUUCCAGAGAUCUCAGGAAAAACUCGUCUGCACAAACUAACGAGGCCACAGACUGCUGCAGAAUCUUUGCUUAUAUUAUUGUCGCAUAGCAUGUGCUAAUUUUCUGUGGUUGAAAAAUUAGGAAAGAUAAGCUUUAUGAAGACUACGUCCUGAACAGCAAUUGGAAAUCAAAGGAGUUAGGCCAGAAGCCACAUAUCACGUUGUUUCUACUUUACUGGAACGACUAAACAGAGAUAACAUGCUGAUAGGAACGAACAGGCGAGUUCCAGGCAGCAAUUCAGAAGACGAAGAUGAGAUCACUGGAACAAGAAAUUUAUUUGCCUGACGUCUCGGAUUCUCACUCGAAUCCAUCAUCAGAGACAGCCGCAGAUAAAGGUGAAGGUGGCACAAGGAGUGCAAUAUCUAUAGCACGUGGCUGCCGUGGGACCAUAUGCUCACUGUAAGUAACAGCUCUCGCAAUCACCGCUGGGGUCAUAAUUGAUGCGGUGGUAGCUUGUCGGUCCGAGUCCGAGUCGUUAAUUGUCGUGAUUUCGUCAUCCGUGCUGGAUGCUAGUGUGACGAUUGCCCGGCAAAUUGGCUCACUGUCACUGGGAUAAUUGCUCACCGCGACCUCCCCACGUGACUCAUUCCUUUAUCCAGGGAAAAUCUCAGCACGGAAUAUGGUACCGGGAGGUCAUUGCGCUUGUUGAUGGAUUGCGGGCCUGAGAACCAUGACUCAAGCAGCUCGCAGCUCACGCGGUUGCCACUCCUUGCGAGGAUUUCGACCUCUUGAAAUUCGAAAAUAUGGUCGGGUCCCGUCGAAUGUGCCGCCACCUGAGAGCUAUCGUCUCCCCGCCUCACUGCUGCUGCGUUCUUGGCAAUUCGCGUACGGAGUAAUCUUCCAGUUACUCCGAAGUAGUUGCUUUGUCUGCAACUGCAUCAGAUCCGGUAAAUGACUCCGAAGGAACCUAAGUCACCACCUAGGGGUACCCAAAAAGGAUAAUUACUUUCUACGGGUAAGUGGGCUAGUAGUGAUGCUCUCUAGCCAAGCACUUUUACUGGACAUUCCUCAUGGUUAAAAAACGUUUGCGGGAAACUGUCGCAGCGGACAGAGAGAUUGAUUUCUCACGUCCCAAGGCUCUUCGCGAUGACAAACUCUUUAGGGAUCAAAGCUUUAACCUUAAAUUCUCUCUCCUGUUCAUGACGGUUUGUUUUUUUUCGACACCAAAGGAGUCGCUCACGUUGAAUUUAUUCCUCAUACACCAUACAAGUGUAGAAGCCAUGUUGUGAGCCAGCGAAAAAGAAACGACCUGACUUGAGGCGACCGGGGGACUGGCUGCUCCAUCAUGUCAACGCGCAUGUCCAUACAAGAUUUACAAUCAUCCAGUUUUUGACGUAACACGGUUUCUAACCGUCCUUACUAGCUCGAGUUGGUCCUUAUGCAAUUUCCUAUUCCAACGAAGGAAAAAAGCCUAAAUGGAAGGCAUUUGCAGAACGUAGAAGAGGGUAAGCGAAAAUCGCGUGAGGUACUUAACAGUAUUAGUGCAGAAGAAUGUGGCAAAUAAUUUAAACAGUAAAAAAUCCGUUGGUACAAUUGCAUAUUAUCUAAUGGGCAGUGUUUUGCAGAGAAGCAAUGUUUUAAAGAUUUUCACUCAAAUAAAAAACCUAAAUAAAUAAUUUGCACUUUUUGUAUGUCUCUUCGUACGUCUGACCCGUAAGCAGCGGAGAGUUUGGUGACGAAUACAAAAAGGCCAAACAGUUAUUUUGAAGUUGGAAGGUUACCGGGUCGAUAUCACCUGUGAAAUAUUAAUUCACGGCGUGAAAGGAUUCAUAAUUUUAUGUAAAAUCCUAGACUGGCAAGCUUUUAAGGAAAUCAGUAAAAGUUGUAGCAUUUUAAUUUGUUUAGAGGUUAACUGUGAACUUGGAGGGGACCAGUAAAUUUAAGGUCUAUAGGCUCAGACCUAAGUUUUUAUGCAUGGAUAUUUGGGCCGAAGUUCAUCAGCGGCAGCGAAUAACCGUGCAAUAUUCAUUAACUUUUGACAUUCAGCUAGCAGUAUACUUUGAGGUAAUACGAUUCCAUACCAACAGCACAGGUACUAGGCAAAAGCCCAUACACGCGUAUUUCGCCGAUAUUCUGUCUCUGCAUGACACAGCUGCGAGGGGUUAGGCUUGUCAGUGGGUCAUCCAGCAUUCCCUGUCUGCUUUCUGGUAGAAACUCCAAUUUAAUAAUUGUAGCUUUUUAAAGUUCCUCAGGAAUUGACUGUGAACUUGGAAUAAAUCAGUAUAUUUAAGGUCUAUGGCUCAGACUUAAAGUAUACUACCAGUUGACUGUCGGCAGUUAAUGGAUAUUACGCGGUUAUCCGCUAUGGCCGAUGGACUUCGGCCCAAAUAUUCCUGCGUAAAAAGUUCGGUCUGUGUCUAUAGACCUAGAAUAAACUGAUCUAUUCCCAGUUAGCAGUCAACUUCUGAGGAAAUUAAAAAGCUACAAUUUUCAAAUUUGAGUACGUACCACGAAGCAGGCGGGAAAUUCUGGGACCCACUGAUGAGCCGACCUCUCGCAGCUGUGUCAUGCAGCGACAGAGUAUCGUCGAAACACGCGUGUAUAAACUUUUGGUUAGUACAUGUGCUGUUAGUAUGGAAUAACCUUACCCUAAAUCAAUAAAAGUAUUUGGACAAUAACCAAAGCAAGUCCCAAAGUAGUCCGGACUCUUAUUCGAGUCGGACGUUUCUGAUCGCCACUGUUUCUUACCAUCAUUGUUUCUUUUGUUUCACCAUUGUUUUUUGUGUUACUAAUCAGAAUCGCAUGCUCGUUUUGGUGAUAUGGCUCAUUUUCAGGUCAGUUCUACCGCGUAAUAUAUAAAAUGUAACGGGUGUGAAUGUUUAUAGAGUUUGAGCACUGUGGCUUUAAUUUACGUACACAACUGUGUAUGUUUUCGGCUCACAGCGCAGACUGCUCUCCAGAUACGCCAGAUCAAGCUGAGGUCAGAUUGGUUCACAGAACGCGUUACUCGAGCCGCGCGGGGUCCGUCUGAGUCCAUAACUGCUGCUGUACAUACCCGUGGCGCCCAUCUUAGGAGCCGAUUCUCAUAUUGCUGAUUCGGUGCGAAGCUACCAGAAAACGAUUGCGACAGGUGAUGCAACAGGGGUUGCGAAGAAACUUGCCCCCCAGUAUCGCCUCAUGCACGCACGAACGCGUCGUUGUUUUCGAUUAAGUCAGAGCCUCCGCACGUCGACCUUGCACAGAAUUCACACGUUCCUGCAAGAAACCAUCACGAAGUACACUCACACUUUCAUCAGUUUUGAAAACUGAACAGCAUCUUCGUAUUACUAGCAAAACAACAACACAAGUUGCCCUGUCUGGAAUUCCCGGGUUUAAUUUUAGGCUAAGGAUUAGGGCAAGUAUUAUGACGGUUAUUGUGACGAGGGUCGGAUUUAGGGUUAGGAGGGUUGGGGUCAGGACAGGGGUAUGGGUAUUCCCAGGAAUUUAACGCGAGGCCGCCUUUAGAUCGGGGGUUCAUAUUCCACUGUCCGACCAUAGAACGAUGAGGUCUCCCUGCUGGUGCCGGAAACUAGUCCGACUUGUUGAUCCGCUUGAGGAAAUGUCAUUUUCAGUCAGCCGGAAAAAUGGCAUAAAAUUGCCCUGAGGCAGCUCAGGUCUUGAGGCCCGAUAAAGUUCUCCUAUAUUUACUACGCAAAGAUCAUCGUGAGCAAACUUUUAGUAAAAUAAAGUGGAACCAACUAAUUUAUCCCAGUCGUUAACCAAACAGCCUUUCGAAAGCAUAUCUCAGCAAUAGAUAGUGUUGCUUUCCAAUACAUCUGCCUCAUAAGUGUAUCCUUAUGGUCAGUAUGACACUAUUUUUUGUUGAAGCUUUCAAUUUCCUUAGAAAUUAACUGCGAACUUGGGGUAGAUCAGCAUAUUUCAGGUCUAUAGGUUCGGACCUAUGUUUUUAUGUUUAAAUAUUUGGGUCGAAGUCCAUCAGCCACAGUGGAUGACCGCAUAAUAUUAAUUAACUUCCGACAGGCAGCUACUAGUAUAAUUUAGGGCAAGGUGAUUCCAUACUAACAGCCAAAUACUUAAGCAUAAGAACUUAGGUCUUAGCUACAGACCUUGAAUAUAAUGAUCUACUCCAAGUUUCUAGGGAAAUUAAAAAGCUACAAUUUCUAAAUUGGAGUAUUCACCAGAAAGCGGACAGGGAAUUCUGGGGGACCAACUAACGAGCCGAAACCCUCGCAGCUGUGUCAUGCAGCGGCAGAAUAUCGGCGAAACACGCGUGUAUGGGCUUUUGGCUAGUACCUGUGCCCUUAAUAUGCUAUCACCUUAUACUAAUUUUUGUUUUGCAUGACGGUAAGAGAGCAGCGGUAAUUCAGUGCAACGCUGAAGUGUUUCCCCAUGUUAUUCAUGUCAGCACUUGCCUGAUUGUUUCCCCUUUAGAACCCACUGUGUGCUCCAGCAGGUGAAUUUUGCUAAUGUGGUGUACUUUAAGUACGGAGACGGCACGCAAUGAUUCAUUCCCUGACUGCGCCUAUUUGAAUCUCUGUGAAGAAGGUGGUAACGCGCGGGGCUUUUCGUCUAAUAAUUACAUUAGACUGGGAAAUACCAUUAAUUUCGGAAUUCCUGUUGGUCUAAUUGAGAACGGACCGCCCCGGGGGUUGCUCUGGUGAACAUGAACGCGGGAAGUGGUCCUGAUCCCCCAAUCGCCAACUUGCUAACCAGUAUAUUUAUGCGCUGAGUCAGUUCUAAUCCAAACGCUCCUACUUCUGACAAUGAACUAAAUUACUGCCCCCCUCCCUUCGCACACGUGCUCAGCAGCUCAAAACAAAAAAAUUUUUAAGCAGUUGCCACGACACACUUGUUGCUCCGAGGGACAUUUUAAACGGGUGUUUUGCCGUCACUCUCCCAUGGGAAAGGACGGCUGAUUGUUUCCUCAACCGUGUCGGCAACAUCAAAACGCGUUCACACGCGUUAUAAACGAAAAGUGUUUGCAAUUCACCUGCAUGAAUUAUUUAAAAAUCUCAUGUCUGACGCUCGGCUUAACAGUAAACAUGCGAAUCAAAAAAGCCCGCCUGACACUGGACUGUAAGCUGUGUCGUGAACCUGUUAUUUAAAGAGGAAUUAGCCAUGUCUCGGUGUAGGUCUAAAAGAUAAGGCUGAGGAGUAGAAUGCAACAAUGAACUUCCUUAACUAAAUCACGACGCGGAAGUUUUAUGAAUUUCCGCAUCUACUUGUUCCCUCAACAUUAGGUCGUCUUUAUAACAGUCGUCGGCAAAUACUGUGAUGAAAAGUUUAGAACCCGAAAACUUGUUUAAUUCCUUGGUUCCCCCACUUGCCAUAUGCAUCUUUGCAAUCAUAAGAAUCGAAGAUCGAAUGCUAAAAUACUUCAGCAUAGCCCCAAAUUUCCAUGAUGAGUCCUGAAAUAUGAAAUUAAUGCAAGCACAUUUCGAUGUGAGACAACUAAUGAGACAGCUGAGAGUGACUGUUACUCAUUAGCUCCCGUGUGGCUAUUUAAGAUAGGUGUCUUAUAACAAAGUUCAUUCGUUCGCCAGAGUCCAAAAAAAUAUCGGUAGCCUAUGAUUUUGGAUAGGUCGGGGCAUAGUCCGGUUUUCAAGCGGAUGAAUCAUUGGAAGGGGUGUCAGAGGUGUCUGUAGAUAUGCGAUCAAGUAUGUGGUUCUUUUUAAUUAGCAUAUAAGUACAGAAACGAUUGAGGUACGUUAAACUUCAUCUCCCAACCGUAGGUUAAAAUAAGGCAUUUUCUUUUAGCAGCAGCCUAUAGCCAUUUUGUGUGGGCCACGGAAUAGGUUUUGCGUCAGCUCGAAUUCCAACUGGUUAAAGUUAGAAUCAUUGUGAAUGCGCACCUUCCAUGUGUGCUGCGUGAGCCACAUUUCACAUGUGCUAUCCUCAAGGCCAUUUACGGCAGAAAAAGUAGUUCACAGCGAGGUCUACUGGCGCAUCGAAAAGUGCUAAGGAAAUACUAAGCACAGUUCCGACAACAAGAACCUGUCCAACCACUGUAAUAGGGUUUCUGAACCUAACCAACAAUGCGCACGGCCUUGGGGGCAAGACGCACUCCGAUAUGCAUUCCUCUUUGCUGUCAUACCUACAACAACCACACCAUUAUCAGAUACCACUUCAACAGGACUUCUGAUAUGAUAACAAAAUAAUAUCCAUUUAGGGCGUCUGAUGUCCCUGAGGAAUCUACGAUCUUGAAGAGAACACUUGCAGUGAAAACAGCUGUGCCACGCCUUGGGGAUUCUUGAUGGUAAAUUCCGUGUGCGAUUUGCGGAAUUAAAGUGGACAGAGUUUUUUGGAACCGUAUAUGAAUCCUACUGAGAAUUCCUUUUCAAAACCUCAUUAUGUAAUAAAAGAUUAAAAAAUGUCAUUAAAAACUCAAUGGACAAUGACUGUAUAUCCGCCACCGAGAAGUUAACGGCUGCAGCGAGAACGACCGCAAAUUUGUCGGCUCUGAGUACAAAAUGUAAUCGACACAUUCAGUCAAACGAUUCUGUCAGCGAGCCCCCAAUUCAGAUCAUGAAUGUCUUGCAAGACAGACCCACACUGUGUAGUUACCCUGCAAAUUCGCUAGAAAAUAAGUCGCCCGUAUGCUUUGUGGUCCGGAAAAAUAUGUACGAUGAUUAGAAACAGUGAAACCAAAAACUAAUGAGGCCAUAACGCAGUGGGUCUAUUGAGUCCUCCUUAGAAGGCGGCCGUUGGUCGGUAAUGAACCUGACAUCUACACUACCAGCAAUGCUGCGUUGAUUUGACGCGUUAGCACUUGCUUGGGGUUCGAGCCGUAUGGCGCAUGAAAUUGUCUAUCGAAAAGUAAACGUACCGCAUCACCUCGGCCGUGGUGAGAUUCUGUUUUGCGGCUAUAGUUCGGCCAUGAGCUGUUUCGCUGCAUCCUAUUUAACCCACUGAAAUGCAUAAUGCGACUUAUGGCGUGAAGAGUCACAAAAACCAACAGAUUUCAGGUAUUAGUUUAAUCAGGUUCUUCACGAAUCUCACUACUCCACUCUUUCUCUCUCUCUCUCUCUCUCACGUAACCUAAGUACAUUGGCCUGAUGUUCCUCUCUGCAAUCAAUCCUAACUUCCGCCAUUUCCCAUUUCACACGUUGCUUAAACUGGAGUCACUCCCAUCAUGCGUGAUAGGGAGAAGUGACGUAAAACCACAGCCAGUUUACGACAAAUAAAGCAUGCGCUGCAUCAAGCAAUCCCAAAAUUCGAGGGUACUGACAACAAGUCAGAAAUGUGUUCCUGAACAGAAGAGUGCUGGGGAGACAGGACAGUCGGUGACUGGGUUGGCAAUUUUGCAUGCCCACCGUGACCGUCAUUGGCACCAUGGCCACUCUGCUGGGGGUUGGAGCAUGCCACACGCGGAUACGUGACAAGCGGACUCAUUGAAACCUGCCGUGCAUGUUGCACCUCUUCUCAGAUCCUGAGAACGCAAGGAGGGAGAUCAACACCUGGAACAUUUUCUUUUCACUUUCAUCGAAAUUCUGGUACGAUGUCAAUUGUCGGCCGUGCUUUGCGAGCACCGAAUGAGGCACAGCCAAAAAUGGAGUAGUACGGGUGGAAUUAGAGCAACGACCGCGUGGAUAAAAUGUGUGGCGUUGGGACUGUCAAAGUGUUGUCGUCUAACUGAGAAACAAAUAUGUCUCAGCGAGGGGAAAUAAGUGCACUGCGGCAAAACUAGAGAUGCCUUAGAAAUGCUCCCAUUGACAACUUCAUCCUCAAAAUUUAAAACCAAAAAUUAAUUGUGAACGGGUCUCAAUGACUAGCAAAACCUGUCAACUGACAACGGUAGCCCGCUGUUUCAACUCGAAAAAAAGUAUCUAGAGAAACUUCACAAAUACAAACUCUACUACUGCCACAAUUUCGUAGUUAAUGUCGCGAGUUCAGUCUGAACGAGGUUUCUUUAGCUCUGUCAUUAUGCUUACUGUGAUAUUCUCGUUCAGGGGUAGUAAUUUUAGGUACAGGGGUAGUAACUAAUAGUAAAUGAUAGUAAAUAAUAGUGAAAAUGCGAUUCCCAGUUGGCACAUCUAAAGAAAAGUAGGCUUUCACCAGGAGAGGUGCGUUGGAUGCUGACGUCUCAAGUAGUUGUUUUGUCUACCUAUCUUCAGAGACUGGGAAGACAUGCACACAGCUCGCCUCAUAUAGCGCACUUUGUUUGACGCCUGUCCCGCCAAUGCCGUCUGUGUGGCUGCAGCGCAUUUUAAAUUUAGGAAGAAUAUCCCUCAAAUGUGAUAACUGUAAAAGAGCUAAAUGAGGAUCCUUAGGAGGCUCAGUGUGCUAAGGGUGGAACCCUGCCUCUUCGGUCAUUCUCCUGCUCCUCCUACUCCUCCUCUUCCUCAUCUGCCUCCUCUUUUAUGCAUCGGUGCUAAAUCCAUUUCAACCAGCCGAGUUCAGCCUGCAGUGUGAAUCCCUAAUUGGCCCUGUAGCAAAAUAAUGCCGUCGGCUGUCACGAAAAGGACUGAACUAUGGGCGACAGUCGCACGGAACGUGGACUUUAGACACCGGGUGCGCAUACCUGUCAUCGUCAAGUUGCACCACUUCUGUCUGUGUUGUGUUGGUGAGUCGUUCAUUCAAAACACAUGACACCGAACUUCCAAUGUCCGAGGGUGGUUUGACGGUAGUGGGUCGGGGGGGGGGGACGCAAACAUUGUGCGGUUAGCCUGAGUCAGAUUUAACUUCAGCAUACUCAGUGCGUCUGCAUGAUAUGCACUUCAUGUCUUGGAAGAAAGUCGACGGCGUGGCAAUGCAUGUCAUUGUGCUUCAUUUAAUUGGCUUUCUUUCUGUAGCAGGUGAAUAAUUAUCACUGGCUGACUACAUACAUGACAUAUACAGGUCCCUGCCUUCGGCACGUUGGCUUUUACAUUGCCGAGCAAUCGAAUUUCUUCCACUGUAAGCCUAUUCUACGUAGUCGUUCAAGACGCUGUUGACCCUGCCUUGAAAAACAGAUCUAAUUCGUUAUACAUUUAUGACAUUAAUUCUUUACUUGACAGUCCUCACUCCCUGAUUUUCUUUUCAGUAAAUAGGCCUCGAAACUGUAAAAUAAAAGACUGUCGAUAGUGAAAUAAUAACGGGGGUUUACGCAUUUCAGCAAAAUAAGUACGCAUGCAUACACCUUUGUAGUAUAAGACAAAAAUGUAAUUUUAUAUGCAUAUUCCAUCUAUUUUACAUCGCUCCUCAUGAAACACAGUCCAUCCUUCCAAAUGGUACACGCAGUUCAUGUAGUUGCUAAAGAGGAUACAAACCCUGUGUUGCAAAACGGAUCUCCAAUUUCUACACAGUUGCAACGUCAGCUAUUCCAUGUUUGACAGCGUUUAUUCACAGUUUUCCUAACAAAUCGACCUCAAAACUGGAAAAAUAUAAGGCUGUUGGCAGUGACGUAAUAACGGAGAUUUGCGUAUUUGAUCGAACUGAAUUUACACUCACAUGCUUUCGAGGUAUAAAGCAAAAAUCCACCUUGGUAUGUAAUCACGUGUAGGGCAUAUCAUGCAGACGCACUGAGUAUGCUGAAGUUAAAUCUGACUCAGGCUAACCGCACAAUGUUUGCGUCCCCCCCCCCCCACCCAAAUACCGUCAAACUACCCUCGGACAUUGGAAGUUCGGUGUCAUGUGUUUUGAAUGAACGACUCACCAACACAACACAGACAUAAGUGGUGCAGCUUGACGAUGACAGGUAUGCGCACCCGGUGUCUAAAGUCCAAGUUCCGGGCGACUAUCGCCCAUAGUUCAGUCCUUUUCGUGACAGCCGACGGCAUUAUUUUGCUACAGGGCCAAUUAGGGAUUCACACUGCAGGCUGAACUCGACUGGUUGAAAUGGAUGCAUAAAAGAGGAGGCAGAUGAGGAAGAGGAGGAGUAGGAGGAGCAGGAGAAUGACCGAAGAGGCAGGGUUCCAUCCUUAACACACUGAGCCUCCUAAGAAUUCUCAUUUAGCUCUUUUACAGUUAUCACAUUGGAGGGAUAUUCUUCCUAAAUUUAAAAUGUGCUGCAGCCACACAGACGACAUUGACGGGACAGGCGUCAAACAAAGUGCGCUAUGUGAGGCGAGAUGUGUGCAUGUCUUCCCAGUCUCUGAAGAUAGGUAGACAAAACAACUACUUGAGACGUCAGCAUCCAAUGCACCUCUCCUGGCGAAAGCCUACUUUUCUUUAGAUGUGCCAACUGGGAAUCGCAUUUUCACUAUUAUUUACAAUCAUUUACUAUUAGUUACUACCCCUGUAACUAACAUUACUACCCCAGAACGAGAAUACCACAGUAGGCUUAAUGGAAGAUCUAAAGAAACCUCGUUCAGACUGAACUCGCGACAUUAACUAUGAAAUUGUGGCAUUAGUGGAGUUUGUAUUUGUGAAGUUUCUCUAGAUACUUUUUUCGAGUUGAAACAGCGGGCUACCGUUGUCAGUUGAAAGGGUUUGCUGGUUGUUGAGACCCGUUUGCAAUUACUUUUUCAGUUCCGCAAAUAUUCCCAUGUUACACUUGGAAAGUCAACUUGGCAAACACGUGAUUUCGGUAAUUUUUCUUCAGGCCAAUACAUUUACAUGAAGGAAUGAAAAUGUCCAAAAUAAACAGUGUUUAUGGGUUUCUCAAGAGCAAUUUGGUCAUCAACACGCAUCUUCUCCACGCUCUCCGCAUGCCGAGGUCAGCGGGUUUUGAUCCCUAGAGCUGAGGGAGGGGGGUAAGCGAGUCUUUGAGUGAUGUUCUUGGAUUGAUUACACGGAGUACCGAUCACUGUAAUAAGGGAUUUGAGACGGCAUGCCGUCAUCACUUGAGGUUGGCGUUGGCCACGGCAGGGAGGGCGCUUAUGUCAGGGUUUUCUAACAGCAUAACACUGGAUUCGCUAGCCGUAUAGCCACUGCGGCGGCCGUUACUAUUAUCCGUUGGCGUAGGCCUUUAGAGAAGCUUGUUGGCGUCGUAUAGACAACCUGAGAUGCUUCCUUGGCAUCGACUCGGUGAUCCGUAUCGAUUAAAUGUGCGAGAAUUGAGCUCGCAACCGAUCGGGUCUCACCUCUUCCUAGCCAGACGGACAUACAGUAGAUGUGCUAACUCAUGAAAUGUCAACCCGAAAUUUCGAAAUGCGUUCUCGUUUCGAAAAGAUAAAUUAAGUAGUGUUGUAAAACUAAUCAUGAUGCAGCAUAAAUCUAUAAUGAUCCAGUUACCGCAGGGUGUCGGCUUUCGAAAAAUCUUAUUUUCGCCUGCAUGCAGGAUCUAUACUCUGCAAAAAAUGACUACUUAAGUUGUAUGCAAUUUUUUCAUUGAUUUCCGAUGCCCUUGAAAAUUCAAUUAUAUUUCGUGGAAAACAUGCAUAAAAUAUUUAUUCUUUUACUUAUUCGGUAGAAAAUCACGUCUUUUUCCAAUUUCAUACUCAAAAGAAUAGUAUAAUUCGGUUUUUAAAAACUUUUCUGAUUCCCGACUAAUUUUGAACCCGACCUGCUGUUAAACUUGCGUUCAGGGUUUCAAAACUACAAGCUGUAUAUUUUCCGUGUACGGAAAACCAUGCAUGUCUCUACGGUGUUAAGAGGAGACCAUAUAAGGUUCAUAAAAUUAAGCAGUGGAUUUGAGCAAUAUUGUUAACUUUACAAGCCACAUCCGUAAAUGCAGAUACAUGACGUUUCAUGAACGGCCAUUUAACGGUAUUAAAAAAUCUCACAAUUAGAAACUUAGGUUACGAAAGAGAGUGGGCUAGUGAGACUCGUGAAAAACCUGGUUAAAAUAACACCUGAAAGCUGUUGGUUUUUGCGACUCUUCGCGGCACAAGUCGCAUUAUGCAUUUCAGUGGGUUAAACAGGACGCAGCGAAACUGCUCAAGGCCGAAAAAUAGUGUCAAACUAAAAUCGCACAACGGUUGGGGUGAGGCGGUGCAUUUGCUUUUCGAUAGACAGUUUCAUGCGCCAUACGGCUCGAACCCCAAGCAAAUGCUAACGCGUCAAAUCAACGCAGCAUUGCUGGUAGUGCAGAGGUCAGGCUUAUUACCGACCAACGGCCGCCCUCUAAAGAGGACUCAAUAGACCCACUGCGUUAUAGCCUCAUUAGUUUUUGGUUUCACUGGUUCCAGUCAUCAUGCAUCUUUUUUCGGACCGCAAAGCAUACGGGCGACUUAUUUUCUAGCGAAGUUGCAGGGUAACUACACAGUGUGGGUCUGUCUUACAAGACAUUAAUGACCUGCUAAUGUUUGUCUCGCAACGUCGAGCUAGACAGGAAUCUUUCUCUUGAAGUUGUAUGGUUUUCAACAGAAGAGCUUUUAAAUCCGAUACAUUGAACGACCAAGUGUAUUCUCAAAGAUUAAAUCUAGUCCUGAGUGCUUAUCAUGAUGCGCAGGAAAUUCUGGGAUCACAGACGAUGAGCCGAUUACCUCUAAGCUGCUAUACGGUCGCAGAAUAUCGGUUAAACUCCUUUCUGGGUGUUUAUCUGGAACCUUUGUCAUCAUUAUUGCGAAUUACGCAACGUGCGCACAGUGCUAACUGUCUGCUGGCAGCGUAUGAAUAGUACAUGGUUGUCCUGCCGAUGCUGUUGGAUUUCGUUCUAAUCAUUCGUGCUGAAUUUAACCCCGGCCUGUAAAACCUCAUUUUGAUCGAUUUACUCCAGGCUCAAAUAGCGACUUCUCUUAAGAUUGAGGUGGAUUACAUCCUUUGCGGACGACUUUACUACAUAUCAGAUCAGAUCAGAUUUAUUAAGGGAAAGGUAGGUGAGCGCCUUUGAACUCCCUUUUGGUUACAAUAACGUCAUAAAAAAACAAUGUGUAAGGCAAGUGUGAAAAAAAUUAGGUAAGUAAUUACAUACUACAUGAUGUAGAUAAUAAAACAAGAUAAUAAACCCAACCAUGUGGAACCCACUGCAGGCAGGUUGGGACAGCCCAGAGGUUUAGUGGGGCUAUCGAGCACCGAUUAAUAGGACCGGAGUUAUUUAACCUACCAGUCGAACAAGGGAUAAAAAUUCACGCCUUGGCAGUUGAAAAGCCUACGUCCACGAUUUGCCGCAACUUCACAUUAUGGUCUGCAUCCCUGUUGACUUUCCAGCCAGAGCUUGCCGAACAUUGCUGUGAGUGUGCCCUCUGCAACAGCAGUUACACAGUCGUCUAGCAUUUAAACUCGUCGACACCUCCCAAUCCUUAAAGUUAAGCAUCGGAGCCCCUUGUAAUCCAAACUGCUUUAUGUUUGAGAAGUCCUUUGCUGUUUGGGAAAUCCGAACCGCUAUCCUGUCUGCUGGAUUCGUGGGCGAAGUGGUGUCUUCGAACAAGAGAAUAAGUGCCUCCCGUAUGACUGGAGUUCUUGCACUAAAUCCAAGGGGAGGGAGGGGUUCCUUCUCUCGCCUCCCACUUGUAGCCCUAACUCUUCUUACCCCCACUUUGACCCCAAUACCUCCCUGAAACUUGACGGAAGGCUACGGGGGGGGGAAGUACUUAUCCCCGUGACCUGCUUAACUGGAUAAUUACACCGAACGUAAGUGACGACUUUCUCAUCGGAAUAUAGGCUGUGUAUCAGCUGGCCAUAAGGGACCACACCCUAAAGCUACGAAGUGAUGACCAGCAGUUCCUAAAACGCCUUCCAAAAGAGUAUCUUGUUGAAAGGAUCUUGAAACACCGGAAUGCCUGCUGCAAAACUUCAAGACUUUUGGUUUAGCAGCCCCCGUUUCUCGGCCGAUGGCCGGCUAAACAGUUUCCCUCUACACUGCUGGAGAGCGAGAGUGUGAUCGACUCUGUAAACUCCGUCUCUACGGCAUUCAGCACAUGUUCCUCCUUAUAGACAAUGUGACGCACUUUAGUCUAUCAUAGUACGUUAAAAGUCAUGGCUUGGAAGGCUUUCAACCAAUGGGAGAAGUCGAUCCUCCUAUAUAAACAGAAAGUCAGACUACAGGGAUCCUUUUUAAUAUGGACUCCAUGCCACUCCAUUUCAGUCGGGAUACUGGACACCACUAUUGUCCCUUUUUGAAACACUGGUCGUUUGUAUGCUGAACAGGCGUGUCUGUGUUGUUCCCAGAAUGCCUGCUUGACCCUGUCGUUCGCUGCACCCGGACUCCAUCUACGGUCUUCUUCGCUCUUGCCUGACAGCGGGCUCAUUCGGGUGCCUCUUUGAGUGACUGUCGCCCUAACCGCAGUCACAUGCCAACCAUUCUUAUACCCUUCACCUACACGGUGCUAAUAAGGACUCUAGAAACAACUGAUAUCGUGAUGACAAGCCAUUUUUCAAACUCGAAUUAAGCUCGUUUUUGGUCUCCAACUAGCUAAUCGACAUUUGCUUACACAGCGAUGUGCAAUUCUGGUGAGAUGUUUGAUUCGUAUAAUACUCCCCCUUGUUUUUCAUCAUUUGCUUUUUUUGCACUUGCAUCUCCGGCUGCUUGUGUCGUUUUCAAGGUCAGAUGCAUGAUGAAUGUUAUCGACCGUUAUUCAGCUCAUUCGUCUGUUUCAGCCUGCACUUCUGCCAAACUAAGUAGAGACUUUAAAUUUGGCAGUGGAUAAGUAAGUCAGUGAACUACACUUUUUCGGAACCUGAAGCUUUAGGACGGCGAUAAAUACAUCAGAAUUUACGGUUUCCUUAUGAAUUGCUCUUUCGUUUGAAGGACGCACUUGAGAGAGACAGCUAGUUAGACAACCUGGACAGACAACCUAUAACAGAGAGCAGCUUUUAUGCCAGGAGAGAACACCAACAUCAUCGGAGAGCAGUCACAGGGUGCCCACGGGAGUACGCAAUUAGUAAUCUAACCCACCCUGAAAAGGGCAGAAUGUUCUUGGCACUGUCAGCAAAGACUAGUCAGACUCGUUACGCCAUCUGUGCUGAAAUAUUAUGACAUCUCAAGAGCAGCUACGUGAGGUAAAAUUAUGUGAACUGGCUCUCUCUAAGUCGAAGUCUAGCUGAAAAGUGGAGAGAGGAUUCCGAAAGAAAACAAUCUCAAUUAACUAUUUAUUCCCCGGUUUCAUCACCCAGAGGACUCUGACUCCAAAUGCCCGAUAAGUCGCGGUUUGUAGGACGGAGGGGUCGUUUGGUGGAAGAAUGCUCUUCUGACGUCGACUGAUGACAGCGCUGUCUACUAAGUUAUUGUGCCUAACUGUAGAUGCAGACUUUUUUGAUGAUUAGUAAAGUCAUAAUAUCAUUAAAAAGUAGCCGGCCUAUCUCAUGGAGUGUUUUCAAAAAUUCUGAAAGGCGUUUUCAUUUAGAAAGGAUUACUUAGAUGGGCUUUUAAUAUUGAUUAUCAUGCAGCCAUGCCAGAAUGCUGUCUUUAAAAUGAGUUUCUUUUUAGACACCUGCAAUAACUCUAUGAAGUAAAAAAGUGACUACUCAGCUAAAAUCAGUUUUUCUCAUUGACGUUCGACGUCUUUUUAAAUUUAAAUGGGUUUUUAUAGAAUAUGUCCAACAUAGUCCUUUUCAUACUCAUUCUGUAGUCAACUAUCUUCUCCGUGUUACAUACUUGAAAAACAAUGUUUUUAAACUCAGAGGAUGAAGUAAGUCGCUACCAUAUGAGUACAUCAAGGGAUAAGAAUGGAAGAGAAUGUGCGCAUCCCAAGUUCUUGUUUAAAAGAGGACGAAGGCACGAUCACUUCGACUGUAGCUUUAUUUUGAAGAUAUUUUUUAUUUUUGCAGACAUUUAUUAAAGAAUAUAGUUGAAUUCAUAGAUGCAGCUAAAAUAAAUGUGAAACAUUCAGACCGUCUAAACGGUUAUUUUGUACCGAACAGGAAUUUUGGAAGAGACCGGAAUUAACCUAUUUGAAAACCUGACAUUCUGACGUGACAGUAUAAUCUUGAAGUUAUGCUGUACGAUAAUAAAUAUCAAAAUACUGCCUAUCUAGUCCUUUCUAAUUGAAAACGCAUUUCUAAACGAAGGUCAGAAUUUAGUGAGAUGGUCCAGCUACUGUGUAUUGGGAAUAGUUGUCGAACUGGCUGGAGGUGUACAGUGAGUGAUCGACCUCAUGAAAUGUUGACCGAAAUUCUGAAAUGUGUUUUCGAUUAGGAUGGAUUACUUAGGUGGGAUUAUAAUACUGAUUAUCUUGUGGCACAAUCCUAUAAUAUUUUGGACCCUGCAAGAGGUCGACUUUUAACCCUCUCUCAAUCUCCCGUGAAAACCGUCCUUGGCGAAAUAUGACUACUUAAGUAGCAUGCAUUGUUCACAGUGAUUUUUGAUAGUCAUAUAAAUUUAAAUAAAUUUUAUAAGAAAAAUGAGCAAAAAUAUUCUUUCUUCCACUCGUUUGAUAGGCAUUCACGCCAAAUUCAUAUUUUGCACUCGAAGAAUGAGUAUAAUUAGGUUUUCAAAAAGUAUCCAGUUACAAGAUUGUUCAGGACCGUUCAAUGUCUAUUCAUACAGCUUUGUACCUCUCCGUUUACCACUGUUCCUCUUGAAAUGUACAACAUAGUCCGCAUCCAUUGCAAAAUGUUAUGGAGCCAAUAGGAUAUCUUCUUAAAGGCAUGGACGAUUAUACGAUUUUCCUUAGGCGGAACGCAUGCACCUUGCAAACUGAAAUCGUUAGACGCUAAUGCAACGGCGGAUCAGGCUUCAAAUUAUUCGGAAAUUAGAGAACUUUUUUAAAACCAAAUUAUAAUCCUUUUUGAAGUGUAAAGUAGAAAGAUGACGUGACUUCCUAUCAAACGACUGAAAGAAAGCGUAUUUUUGUUCGUGUUUUCUAUAAAAUAUGUUGGAAUUUAUAAGACCUCCGAAAAUUAAUGAGAAAAAGGCAUGCUACUUAAGUAUUCAUUUUUUUGUCAAGUUCGGUUUCUACAAGGGAUUACCAGCAGUGUAUUCAAAAGCUGACAUUCUGUUGAGUCCGAAAUAUUAAAGGGUUAUACCGCAAGAUAAUCAGUAUUACAACCGCGCGUAAGCAAUCCUUCCUAAUCAAAAACACAUUUCAGAAUUUUGCCCAACAUUUCAUGAGAUCGGUCACUCACUGUAGGUUGUCGUGUCGUAGAAAGAAGAGAGUUACAUAAGCAUUAAUGAAUCUAUUCCUACAAAAAACCAGCACGUUACCCACUAUAACGCGCUGGUACUCUUGGUGUAGAAGGCUGUCAACCAAGGCACAGAUCGAUCCUUUUCAGAACUAACAGGUUAAAACAACGCCCCCUCAAUGUGACCUCCACGACAUUCUUACUGACGGGAGUUUGCAGCUGCCUUUACUGUGUCCUGGUACAUUGACUGGAGUUCAGGUUUCGCGUAACACACGUGGGCGGGUUGUUUGACUUAAUCAGCUUCUGCCCUCCCACACAUCUCCGAUGUUCUUGACACCGUUUUACCAUUUAAGCAAAGCGGUUAUAUAAAUAUGUGGGGUGGGAUGACUGGCUCACAAUUCCGUCUUAUUAAAAAACUAACCCCGACUGUGUGCCACUUUGCUUUCGACGGUUGAAAUUUCACAUUAGUAGAAUGGAAAUUUACUCUAGGGCUGGCUAAUACCUAUAACCUACGCGUGAUCAGGCCUUGUCACGCCGAAUUUAAGCAUCACUCAGGAACCCGGAAGUCUUCGAUCCUCGGUCAAGUUUUGUCUUUCUCAGUGCCCACGUUCAAAGCCGCUUGGGCUGAAAGUAGACGGGCUAGCAUUUAGCAGCAAAACUGCAUAUAUUUUCCAUUUACAUUACCCGCGAGGCUGAGAAAGCCGUUCAGAAUAUGCUGCAUAAGGAAAUAAAAGUAUCAAUUUGAGGACCUGCGUUUUGUCUCAGCUAUGGUGAAGGCGCCCGGCAGACACACGUGUUAAUCGCCACUUCCUGCAGGAUUGUAUAAUUAUUUACCGUAUUUACAACACAAGUAUUAGGUAAAAGCCCAGACACGCGUGUUUUGCCGAUCUUGAGCCGCUGCCUGAAGUAGCUACGGUAGUUUCGGCUUAUGACUGGGUCCCCCAGCUUCCCCCGUGUGUUUUCUGGUAUACAAACUCCAGUUUCACCUAGCCUUGUUUAAUUUCCGAGAAAAUUAAUGUGCAAACUUAAAGUAAAUCUUUCGAAACAGACGCACGGUCUCAAAUUUGAUAUGAUUAUUCGAGUUGUAAUUCAUCAGCUACUGCGCAAUAACCGUGUAAAACUCGCAAACCACCAACAGGCAACCAGUAGUAUAGAAUUAUGUAACCAUGCACCGAACUAAUAACACAGGUGUUAGCUGAAAGCCCGGACACGCGUGUUUCGCCGAUCAUGUGCCGCUGCCUGACGCAGCCGCCAGGGGUUCGGCUCAUCAAUGGGUCGCCCAGCUUUCCCUUUCUGUUACUUCCUAUAAUUUACUCUCUAAUUAUAGCUCACACAAUUUCGAAAUUGCCAGUCACAGCACAUACGGAUACACUUAUUUCCUAUGAAAAGGGUAUCAUAGAUAUAAGCACGGACCAAUUGCAGUGCCUUCAAAGAGCAAGGUUUUACAGUGCCUUUAAAAAUCGGUACACUUGGUACCUUGACGACCUUCAGAAUGAGAUAGUGUGAUAUUUUUGCUGGUCAAAAUAUCUCCCUGAGAUUCGUUUUGGUCACCUACUGUCACGUUUUAUAUAUGCAUCGUCGCUAAGCUAAUAAACUUCAUGUCCGAGCGAUCGCAGCUUCUUUCUCUGGAGUGUCACUAGUUCCGAACUCUCUACCAGCGUCGCCUCUGGAUGCGUGUUAAAAAGGCACUCCCCUCGACAUUAAAAUGACCCCUUCCUGGCCUCCAGGAUGAACACCCACCACCUCUCCAAGCCCUAGCUAUAGACUUUAUCCUUACUCUUUCUCGACCCUGACCCUACUUUAAUACUGAUCCCAACCCUGGCACUAAUCGUAACCUUGACCCCAAUGUCGAUCAGUCUGCACUCUAACGUAGGGCCAGCUGUAGUUCAAGGGGUUCCCAUUUCCGGGCUUACUGAACUUAGGACACGGGUACCGCAAUCACGCCUACAGCGAAUCGACUAAGCAAUUAUGACUUUCUUGCGGAGUUCUAAGAGAAGCCUGUUGCAUUCUGAGCGGCGACAUAUAAGACGAAACUUACAUUCGCGGAGAAUGUAUGCAUGCGAAGGAUAUUUUACAGAGUCCGCAAUUUUUCCCAUUGAAAAAUUUAUUUAUGGCGGGUUGUAGAAAGCACAGCGCUUGCACACAGCACGAAACCCGACUGUGUGAUCUUUUCAGCCUCCUUAAAGUGUUGAAAGUGAUAAUCGUAUUGUCAAAAUUAGGCAACGCAGCAUGCUUUGUAAGUCAUGAGAGUUUUGGGACACUACAAUAGAUGUUUUAUUUCAGGACUUGUUUACUGGACUUCUUUCUGGAUCAAAAAGAUAAACUAAUUAGGGUUGCAGUAUUAGUUACCGUGUAGCAAAACCCAAAGAUAUUUUAGUCACGUCAGGAUACCGGCUUUUGAGAGGGCCUCUGUUAAACCGCCUGCAAUAGCAGCACUCUGUAAAAAGGGAUUUUUUGAGUGACAUGAAGUUUUCUCACUGAUUUUUGAUGCCUUUAUAAUUUCAAAUAGAUUUCGUGCAAAACAUGCACAAAGGUAAUCGUUUUCACACUCUUUUGCAUUUUAUACUUAAAAAAGCAUCGCCUUUUUGUAAAAAGUUUCUAAUCAUAAGAUUUUGUGAAAGAGUGAGAUGUUUAUAUAUGAAAAAUCGAAUCUUUGCAUUUAUCAAUGCUGUUUCUAAAGUAUACAAUGUGCUCAAAAUUCACCGCAAAAUUUUAUGAACUUCAUAUGGUAUCAAUUCGCAGAAAAUAUCCAGCUUGUAGUUUGAAAACCACCAACGCAAGCUAGGUGGCAAGUUGUGUUCGAGCUUUCGUGAGAAAUGGAAAAGGUUUUGAUGACCUACUGACACUCUACUUUUAAGUACUAAAUUUAGAAAGACGUAAUUGUCUACCGAAUAAAUAACAGGAGAUAUAUUUUGUAACCGUUCUCUCUAAAAUACAUUUGAAUUUAUUAGGCGCAGACAGUCAAGGAAAAAAAUCGUGUUACCUAGACUAUCAUUUUUUAGAAAGCGCAGUCUUCGCAGACGGCUUAAUAGUAACUCGUUUAGAAUUCAGCAUCCUGACGGGCUUGAAAGAUCUUGGGUUGUGCUACACGGCGCUUGAUCUUAAAACUGCAUUUUACUCAUUUUUUGGAAUCAAACACACAUUUCAGAAUUUUGGUUAAUAUUUAAUGACACAACACACCUACUGUAGAUGGGAUAAACCUCUUGGUGGGCAUCAUGGGACAUGCUACCACAGAGAACACUGGAACAUAUAAAGUCCGGGAAUUUGCUUUACAGCCGUGCACAAAGUUAUUUAGAUUUACUCCAAGCUAAGCGGAAUGAAGCAUGAGAACCCUAAAAAUAUGUGAAAAUACAGGCAAAAGGCGGGGAUUAUUUUUAUUCAAAAGUUUUGUCAGAUAUGUUGAAAGGAAGUGUAUUCGGAAGCCAACAUCCCAGCAUGCAUGCCGUUUUACGGGAUUAUGCCACAAAUUAAUCAACCUGAGAUCCCGCCUUAAGUAAUCCUUUCGAAUCAAAAACAUUUUAUUUCAGUUUACAUUUCGUGAGCUCGGUCAUUGGCUGUAAGCAUGACCCUCAUCCUAACCCUAAAUCGGGAUUAAGGACAAGGCGAUCUGUAAUGCGGGAAAUCCGUAUUACCGUACUAAACCAACUAUAAGCUUUGUACGGCCGCAUUGCAUGCAAUGGGCGAGUGAAAAUAUUAAUUAAUUAAGUGCUUACAUCAUUGUUGCACUUUUCUGACUGUGCAUCGCUUUUAGAUGUAUGUUGUGCAAUAUCUGGAUUUGACAAAGAACGUUUUCAGCCAAAUAUUAACAUGAAAAAAGAAGAUGUUCUUCAGAGUUUUUCGAAGAACCUCUUUCUUUUCUUCAUAUCGCCUCGGAAUGUAUACCACCUCUGCUUUACAAAUAUUGGCAUAUCUGAAAUCCGUUUUGUACCGAUGCCUUGAAUCUGGAUCCUACUAAUUCGUUGUUGAUGACUAGUACGACAAGGCGCAGGAUUUACUUUCGAAAAUCUCCCGAUCUUUCUAAAUGUAAGGACCUACUUAUAUGUGGUUGGAAAAAAAGUCCAUAAGGGGCGAAUGCAGAGUCAGCACACAAACGGCGACGAGCCGGCUCAUGAUUGACCUGCCGUCAAUCUAAAGAAACCGUCAGCAUUGAAGUAAUUGUAGAAAGGCGCUCACAGAUCGUUCUUACGGAAACAACUACCCCUGUUAUGCCUUCCAGGAUCUCUCUUGAGCCCAACCAUCAGCCGCAAGGCGACGCGUGAUACAGGCAGAAUGUUAUUAUCGAAAAAGACAAGAGAGACCAGACUCUCAGUCAAACUAGAUUUCGACGCGAGAUCCUACAAUCUAAAUGCGGACAUGCAAUCUCUGUGAACCUCUUUUUGAAUUAAAAAGUAUCUUAAAGAGCACGUUGUUCAGCAACGACAUUUUUGUGUAAUUUAUGCAUAGGGUUGAAUAUGCACCCUGACAAAAGCAAGCACGUGACCUGGUGACUGCGUUAGAUCCGGCAAAUGUUCCAUGCCAAGAGGUUUUGACCAUCACCGCAUCAUUUUUUUCCCGUUCGAAGAUAUGGAAAACAUCUUCUUUGGGCAUUUUACCUGUUUUGGUAUCUCUUCUGUAUUCCUUCCUGUCUGCAAUUAGGAGGACGUUCUAUGGUCUAUGCUAGAGUCCACUUUGUUUCUGUACUCCCUCGUACUCACACGUUGAAUUGAUGCGGUACAUUUACGAAAUAACGAAUUACAGAAUACAAUGGGUGUUUUCCUAUGCUAGUGAUUUUUUUUGCAAGGCGGACAUCCUUGGCCCUAACCAGCCAUGAUCAUCUCACCGGACGAACUUACAUUGAAUGUUGAGAUGACUGUGUUUACAACAUAAGAAAAGGCAAAAAUACCAGGUUUUAUUACUUUUCUCAUAACAUCCUGGCGCGGUAUCUUACAUGCGAGGAGGUGGAAAUACAGAAACCAAGACUUAAACUGUCCCCAUAAUAAUCGUUCCUUUUGAUUCUGGAGUAACAUAUUAAUUUAUUUACUGCCCAUUGUGGAUGGAACACAUUUUCUGUUGAAAAUCUUAAAUGUUUAAUUUCAAAAUAAAGCAAAUUCUCCCUCUCUACAUCAGCCCAAAGUAAAGGAUGUUGUUUGUGUUCCGCUACUCAUGCCAUUAGACCCUUAUAACAAUAGCAGAAAACAAGUUGUUUUAAAGUUUCUUCUGCAGCUACAAGAAGACAGAUUAUCCACCUACUGAAAUAGAAGCUAAAAACUACAUCGUACAAGUGAACUUCAAUGGUCGUCGCUUACUUACUGCCAAACAGUUCAACGGGAAAAGCCUGCCGCGGAGAAUCCGUUUGGUGACAUGCCAACACUCAUAAUUGGUUUAAUAUUUCGUAAUUAUUUUGUCUUUAUCCGGGAUCUUUUAGAUGUUUGGUUUUUCGAAAGUGAAAUAGAAUAAGAUGUACGGGGAUCUUUACGAAAUUCCAAAAGCACAUCCUCAAACGGGUCUGAUUCAUUCGACAAACAGUAACUAUGAGGCAGUAUUAUCUACUCAGUCUAACUUAUUGCAUCUCCCUAGGCCCUCUACAGUCUGAUUGGCGUUGUGGACUCCGACCAACUGCCUCCGGGCCACAUGACUCCGGAGCAACACGCAGACGCCAUAUUUGCAAAACUGGACAUCAACAGAGAUGGGCAGUUGUCGCGGGAGGAGUUCAUCCGUGGGGCCUGUGGGGACGCUGAUAUUAUGGGCAUGCUCCAGUUCACGCAGUACUAG